Messenger RNA from Cynoglossus semilaevis (tongue sole), 2503 nucleotides. It is a transcript of the gene lgals8b, whose product is annotated as galectin 8b. The transcript has 8 exons. NCBI's taxonomy places the organism in Eukaryota, Metazoa, Chordata, Actinopteri, Pleuronectiformes, Cynoglossidae. The record is from RefSeq and is a predicted model, not a curated record. Gene Ontology annotation, molecular function: carbohydrate binding. The coding region runs from base 143 to 1033 and encodes 296 amino acids. Gene Ontology annotation, cellular component: cytoplasm.
CGUUGGAGGUAACUGCGCAUGCGCGGCACGCGACAGCGGAAGAUGUCCGCUGCCAUUUUGCUCCUAGUGUAGCAGAGAGCUGUAAACACUCCGCCGUCUUCCUGCACAGCCGUGUGUGUUAGAUUUACACAGAAGGAGCUCGAUGCCUGUGGCUAAUGCUAAACACACUGUUCUAAACCCGGUGAUCCCAUACACAGGGCCCAUACCUGCAGGUCUGCAUCCUGGAGAGAUCGUCCUCAUCCAGGGCACCGUCAGCCCAGAUGCUGACAGGUUUCAGAUUGACCUGUCGAGCGGCUGCAGCACCAAGCCACCUUCAGAUGUCGCCCUGCACUUCAGCCCUCGGUUCAAAGGCUCACCCUGUGUGAUGUGCAACUCCCUGCUACAGGAGAGCUGGGGUGAGGAGGAGACGCUCCAUCAGCUGCCCUACAAAUGUGGAGCUCCAUUUGAGAUGCUCAUCCUGGUGCAGGAGGACGUCUUUAAGGUGGCAGUCAAUGGCGCUCACCUGCUGGACUACAAGCACAGAAUGCCACUGAACAGGGUCGACACAUUUUCUAUUUCGGGAAACGUCAGGGUGCACGCAAUUGGAUACAUUCCAAACUCAGCAAUAUAUUCAGAAUCAGGUGACUUGAGCCUCCCUUACAGAGGCAGUAUCCUGGAAGGACUGAGGCCAGGACUGCACAUCACCAUCAAAGGACAGGUCAGCAUGUACCCCCACAGCUUCUCGGUGAACAUCUGCAACAACCGGACGGAGAACAUCGCCCUUCAUCUCAGUCCACGCAUGAAGUCGGGCGUAUUCAUCAGAAACUCCUACCUGAGCGGCACCUGGGGUGAGGAGGAGCGGGAGCUGCCCUUCUUUCCUUUCUCCCCCGGGGAAUACUUUGAGAUUCUCAUCCUCUGUCAGCCGCAUCAGUUCAAGCUGGCAGUGAACGGCUCGCACCUGUUCGAGUUCAGGCACCGUGUGCAGGAUCUGAGCAGCAUCAACCAGCUGGAGGUCAUGGGCGACGUGGAGCUCACCGACGUUAAGGUGUGGUGACUCUGGACAGUGGACCGACGCGGGAACGGCGCUAACAGUUGCAUUCUGUUUCCGGGCCCCUGAGAAUGUACGAAGAGCGCUGGUCGCUAAUCUUAAAAAAAAACAAAAAAAAAAAAAAAACAACAACAAAACUCCCCCAAAAAGCUAAGAUCAACAAACUUCAAGACGAGAUCCAAGAUCCGUUUGAGACUAGAAGACCGAUGCAUGAGCCUUAGUUUUGUAGGGAACGCCAGGCGGUGACUGUUCACAGCUUUAAGUGUGGUUUGCAUUGGUUCAGUCACAUCAGUUUGAUCCAUCUCUACUGUAACGUACAGCAUUAUUCAAACACGAAUGAUAAAGAAGCACUUCAGACGGGCUGUGUCAAAAUGUCACGACAGUAAGAGAAGUCAUGGAUCCACGUUUUUUGUAGAAAAAAACAAAAAGCAAAAAAAGACAUAUUCCUCUAACAGCUACUUCAGCUACAGGGGUGUGAGUGUGACACAAGAGUUGUCUUUAGAAAUGAUUUUAGUUAUUUUUCCUCAGGAUUCUUAAAAAAAAAAGAAAAGAAACCGUCAGCUUCUCGUGUGCUUAUAUAAAUUAAAGGUGUGUCCUACAGCAGAACCAUAGCACAGCGCAGGUCAGUUUAAAAAACAAACAAUUUAAAUGUUGCAAACGAAAUGAAGGAUAAUACCACGGAGUAUUAAGGCGACAAUCAGGACAAGAAAAUGGCCUGAAUGAAGUUGCAAGUGUGUGAGUGAAACCAGAAUAAUAAAUAAAUGAAGUCAAAUUUUUAUCAAGGUGUGGUUAAAAUGUAUGCAAUUAAAGAGAUUAACAAGAUAAAAGUCUUGCUUAUGAGAUGGGAGUCAGAUAUUUCUGAGAAUAUUAAAAAAAGAAUAACGAAUAAAAUUCACAAAAUUAAACUUGUAAAUGUAUCAAAAUCGUUAUAAAUUAAAGGGAAAGCGUCGUAAAUUCACAACAUCAACAUAUGUUACAAGAAUAGUGUCUUAAGUUGAUGUGAACAUUGUGACACUAAAGUAUUACGAGAAAACAAGUUUACCCGUUGUAAAGGUAUCAAAAUAGUCAGAAACACUGUUGAACGUUCACGAGAAUGAAAAAAUACAUUUUUUUAAUCGCAAUUAAGUUGGAAAAUAGCGAGAAAAAAGUCGUAAUUUAGUUGGACAUUACCAAGAAUCAAGUCUGAGAAGAUAAGAGCGUCCGACGUGAACCACUCCUGUUUCAUGUAAAAACACGGUUUGUCUUGUAUCGUUAUGAUUUGCACUCGGUUUCACGAAUGCCGCCAAAAGCGUCUUGACGUUGAAAAGGCCGAGCGAGAAACUGAAAAUGUUUACAACGUUACGACUUAAUUCUCCAAAUUACCGCUUUAUCCGUGGCCUAAAUACUCCGUCGUAAGAUCAAGAGCCCAUUCAAUUCAUGCAUAUUUUAACGUCAGUGUUUCUGCUGCUUCGAAAAAUUAAAAAUGUUUGAGAAUUA